Messenger RNA from Xiphophorus hellerii (green swordtail), 469 nucleotides. RefSeq names its product hemoglobin embryonic subunit alpha-like. Gene Ontology annotation, cellular component: hemoglobin complex; blood microparticle; haptoglobin-hemoglobin complex. Gene Ontology annotation, biological process: oxygen transport; hydrogen peroxide catabolic process. Gene Ontology annotation, molecular function: peroxidase activity; haptoglobin binding; organic acid binding. Lineage: Eukaryota; Metazoa; Chordata; Actinopteri; Cyprinodontiformes; Poeciliidae. Bases 38 to 469 code for a protein of 143 amino acids. The transcript has 3 exons. The record is from RefSeq and is a predicted model, not a curated record.
AAUUUAAAAAACAAGCAAAAAGUCAUUCACUACAAAGAUGAACCUCACAGCUAAGGACAAGGACACAGUCAGGACUUUCUGGGCCAAAAUAGCAACCAAUGCUGAAGACAUCGACACAGAUGCUCUUUCCAGGAUGCUGGUGUUUUACCCACAGACCAAGACCUACUUCUCCCACUGGAAGGACCUGAGCCCCGGCUCUGCUCUGGUGAAGAAACACGGGGCCACGGUGAUGGCUGGAGUUGCUGACGCUGUGGCUAAAAUUGAUGAUCUGAGAGCAGGUCUGCUUAGCCUCGGUGAGCUGCAUGCCUUCACUCUGAGAGUGGAUCCGGCAAACUUCAAGGUCCUCUCCCACAACAUCCUUGUGGUUUUGGCCAUCAUGUUCCCCAACGACUUCACCCCUGAGGUCCAUGUGGCCAUGGACAAGUUCCUGUCUGCUGUGGCUUUGGCUCUGUCCGAGAAGUACAGAUGA